This is a messenger RNA of Mesocricetus auratus (golden hamster), 5350 nucleotides long. It is a transcript of the gene Slc25a53, whose product is annotated as solute carrier family 25 member 53. The coding region runs from base 2907 to 3827 and encodes 306 amino acids. Lineage: Eukaryota; Metazoa; Chordata; Mammalia; Rodentia; Cricetidae. The record is from RefSeq and is a predicted model, not a curated record. The transcript is spliced from 2 exons.
CUUUUAAAAAUUAAAGUCACCAUGUCAUAGACUUUCAGCAACUUUAUGUCAUGUUAUGUUACUAAUCUUUAGAACAACCUUCUGUGUUAUUGGUACCACUUUAAGAAUGUGAGACAGUGAAAUUCCCGCCUUCUCCAGAUUACACAGCUAAGAAAGUGAUGGAGGCAGAAUUCAGUUCUAGAUAUAUUUGUCCUCCAAAGUCUCUUCAAAGACAAAUCCAUGAGAAAAAAUACGAACUUUCUUCCUUGUGUAAAAGGCAGACAAUUGGAUUUAUAAGAUUAUGUAUGAGACAUUUAAGGUAAGGUGUUUCUAAAUUACUGUUCACUUUUAAUCACUCAAAAUUGUUUGCAUAAAUGGUGAAAGGGUAAGGCAGCACAAAAGUGAACCCUCAUUACUGCCAGAGGCAUUAAAAAAAACCCUGCCACAUUCAAGCCCUUGUGACAGAGUACAGAUUUGGAGAUGACUACAGAAUAGUUUUCUCUGCUGAUAAUUUUAUAACUAAAGUAAAAGAGGCUCCAAGAGGCCAUUACAUUUGUGAAGUCAUAAAAAAUGUUACUAACAGAAGCAGGGCUUACAAUAUGGCUGUGGCGAACCAUUUCUCUUCAACUAAUUCAGACUGCUUUAUGGAGUAGAUGAACAGAUCUGUGUUUUUAAGUGGGCAGGGGCUCAAAUGUUAUUGAGCUUAGGCUUAGAAGAUCUGGAAACCCUUUAUUUCAUCACUUGUACUUAUUAAGACCAAGGUAAGAUUUGGAAGGGAGAGCAGUGGAAUGUUCCAGGCUCAUGUAACUUUGGAGGUGUGGGUGACCAAAGCAGGAAGAGGCAGCGGUGGGCCCCCUUUAGCUCCUGACAUAUGAAAGUGAGUGUGAGAAGCCCAGAAUUAUUCCAGAAGAAUGUAAUAAUUGGGCCCCUUGAACCUUUGCCCCUGGCAAGUUCUCAGCCAAAGGAUCCCAGGAACACAAGCCUUUCUACUCUCCUGGUCUUGAAGGUUAAGGAGGCAGAAGCUUUAGACUAACAUGAAGUGCUGGGAGCAGGGAUGUGGUAAUAGGCAUAAAAGGUAACCCCCCACCAAGAAACGAGCGUGGCUUCAGCAAAGGGGGUGUAAAUGAUAUGGGGAGACAGUAAUGAUGAAACAGGACCAGAGACCAGGCCCAAGCAGAAGCCAAGUAGGGUGACUCCAACAGAAGCACUCUAAGGCAAGUUGUGAGUGCAGCAUCCCAGAGAAGCCUGCGUAGGUUGCACGUGGCACCUGGCUUCUACUCCUCACUCAGGGCCUCAGCCUGAACUCCCAUUGUCCCUAUCGAGUGGGCCGUAUAGCCUACUGACAUAACCAGAGUCUCAACCACAGACCACAGUGUCCUGGGUUCUGUGUGAAACUUGCUGUCUGCAAUUGUUGCUAGACUUCCUGUUUCUGCCUGCCUGCUGUCCUGCUCAGUAUGUGCUCUCGUCAUCCUUGUUUCUACCUGGCCAGCUGUAUGCUUCCUCCGCAAUGUGCCAACUGCCAGCCGCACACUCUCCUCAGACCUCUACAAUCCUAUCCACCCUAUCAACCUCCUCCUUCCCUUCCUUCCUUCCUUCCUUCCCACUCUUCUUUUCCUCCUUCUGUCCUUCCGGACAGGGUUUCAGUUGUGGCUCAGGUGGCUUUUGAAAUUCAGAUUCAAGUGAUCCUACCUCGUCCUCCCAUGUAGCUCAGACUACAGGUACAAGCUACUGCAUCUACCUCUUGUUUCUUUGAUUGUAAAGUUCCUUCCAUGUCUUGACCCCCAAAUUGCUUAUAAUACUACUUCUCCAUGUCUUAAUACUUCUGAAGUGAGGUCUUAUGUUUCCCUGGUUGACCUUGAACUUCAUAAGUAGUUGAGGAUGGUUUUGAACUCAUCCUCCUGUCUUUACUUCCUAAGUGAUGGGUUACACAUAUGCAUCAUUAUGUACAGUUUAUAUAGUGAUGGGGAGACAAACACACACCUUCAUGAACGGUAGGAAAUCACUCUGUCAAUUGAGCUACAUCCCUUGAUUAUCAUCUAUGGGGAUCAUGACUGGUGCUUCUGGUAUGCAGUGAGAAAUGACCAGGCAACUGAUAAACAUCCUCCAGUGGCUAAUGUAAAUAUUAGGAUGGAUUGAAUGGACAGGAAUUCUGGCAAUUGGGAGCCCAGGAAUACCACACAGUCACCAUAAACACAGCAGCUUCCAGCCAUGCUCCAGGGAAAGGUUUCCCCAGUGUAACAGCUCUGCUUUGGCGGGAGGGCGGGAGGACGGAGAGAGGUGGGGCUUCCCCAGCAUUUCUUUCACAGGCUCUCAUUCCAGGGACAAAGUGUGUUUCUUUGGCACUGGUUUGGGGGCCAGGGUGUGUUUCUUUGGUUCUGGUUUCAGGGACAAAGUGUGUUUCUUUGACUGGCCCUUUUUUCCUACAGCUAAGACAGACACUAACGUAAAAAUUUCUCUAAGCAUUGCAGGACAGAUGGAAAGGGAUUCUGGCAGUUGGAGCCCAGGAAUAUUACACAGUCACCAUUCCAAUAUAACAGCUCUCUACUCCAGCAGGGGAGGGUUUCCCCAGCAAAGUGGUUACAGUUCUGCUCAGGUCCCUGGGAGUUUAACAACUCAGCUCUGCUAGGGGAAGGUUUCCCCAGCGAAAGCAUGAAAAGAAAAAACGUUACACUUCUGCUCUGCUCCAGGGAAAAUUGUUCCUUCUCUGUUCUACUCCAUUCAGGGAUGGAUGGUCUCACCUCACCCAAACCACAUUCAGGAGAUUUUGUAAGCAUUUCGACAGAUCGGAUGGAACAAGUAUUCUGGAACUCGGGAGUCACAGAAUACUGAGUUUUACACAGCUCAGAGAGAAUGUAUCCUGGAGCUCAGGAGCCAAGAAAUACCACAAGCCACAUUUCUUCCACCAUCAGCAUCCAAUUGUCCUCAGCAUGGGCGAACAGAACAACUCUUCUGGGAAGGAGCUUCAACACAGGACACGAGCAGAAGUUCCAGGAAAGAAAAGCUGGCACUCGCAGGCCUACACCCUUGGGGCCAUUUCCAACUUUGUGUCUACUUUUCUGACCUUUCCUAUCUAUAAGGUUGUGUUCCGGCAGCAGAUCCAUGCUAUGGCAGUGUCAGAGGCUGUGCGACAGCUUUGGCAUGAAGGCCCUCAGUACUUUUACCGGGGCAUCUACCCCCCUCUUCUUUCCAAGACCCUGCAAGGGACUCUGUUAUUUGGCACUUAUGAUAGUCUGCUGGGCUUUCUCUCCCCGGUUGGGCCACACUCCCUUGGACAGCGCUGGACUGCAGGGCUCAUGUCUGGUGUGGUAGAAGCUGUGGCACUCAGUCCCUUUGAAAGAGUACAAAACGUGCUGCAGGAUGCUCGCAAGCAAGCUUGCUUCCCUAGCACCUUCAGCAUUCUCAAGGAAUUCAAUUCUUAUGGGCUUUGGGGGCGGCUGUCCCUAGGCUAUUAUCGUGGUUUCUGGCCAGUCCUUGUCAGAAACAGCCUGGGAAGUGCUCUCUAUUUCUCCUUCAAGGACCCAAUCCAGGAUAGCUUGGCAAGGCAAGGCCUGCCCCACUGGGUUCCUGCUUUGGUGUCUGGUAGUGUCAAUGGAACAAUCACCUGCCUGGUCCUGUAUCCUCUGAUUGUGCUGGUUGCCAAUAUGCAGUCUCAUAUUGGAUGGCACAGAAUGCCAAGCCUAUGGGCCUCUGCACAAGAUGUGUGGGACUCUCGAGGUCGAAAAAUACUCCUGAUUUAUAGGGGAGGAUCUCUGAUCGUUCUCAGGUCCAGUGUGACAUGGGGCCUCACUACUGCUAUCCAUGACUUCUUGCAGAGAAAGGCUCACAGCAAGAAAGAGAUGAAAGACUGACUAAGGAAGUGUGACCAUGGCAUCUUUGUUGUCAGUCUUUACUUGUUGGUUGUGUAUAGUGUAUUUCUUUGGCUUGGUUACCUAAUACAACCAUUUAGUACCUGUAAUUUGUCACUGCAUGGGAGAAGCUCCUAACUUUCCACCUGUUAGUCAUAGACAAAGCCUAUCGGGACUCCUUAGUCAAAGAAACAAUGUCUCCCUGGUCUAUACACAGCUUCAGCAGCUUCAGAACCUGGAGCCUUUAGCAAGCUGUAGCCCAUAUUAAAAGUAAUUCUUUUAAGGAACUGUUUUAGUAAGAGGAAACUUUAAAAGAAGACCCUACUUGGGUACUGUGAGUCUGGGGUCCUUCUACCUGGCCUCCUGACCAAACUGAGUGGAACUCCAGUUUCAACGAACUGUACUAGACUUCGAGGAAAACUUCCGAGAUGCCUAUAUUUGCCUGACAUUGCUCACUGCCUCUACCACAGCCACUCUCACGUCAAGCUAUGGGUCCCACUUUCCGGGUACCUGCUCUGAUGACAAAUCCUCGAUUAGGCCCACUUCAGCCCAUCAGGUGCCCCAAGAACUGAUGAUGAUGAUGAUGGAAAUGGGAAUGAGAAGAGAUUUGCUGCCUGGAUAGAAAGAAUAAAGACUUUGAAGUAAGAGAUUUAAUUAAUUUAACUUCAUGGCAAAUAGAGAAAAAUAUUAUGGUUUGUAUUAUCUGUUAGGAAUAUAUAUAUGUAAAAUGAUUACAUUGCCUACAAACCAUUUACGUUUCCAUGAGAAACCUGGACCAACAUGACCAUAUCUCUUCACAAUUAAUUGCUACUUUUGUUGAUGUGGACAACUAUAUAGUAACUACAACAUAGUGAUCUCAGCCUAUCAUUCAAAGCCAUUGCUAAUAUGGACCCCAUAUAAUUUUCUGCAUAUUAUUACACCAUAUGCAUGGACUGCAUAUGUCAGCCAAAUGCAGUGCUUUUCUCUCCCCAAACAUCCCAUGAUCUUACCCAAGGCCAUACUCGGCCCCACACUGUCUCUCCACUUGCACUGCCCCCUACACACUAAAAGGCCUCCAAUUUCCAAAAGUCCAGCUCCAAUGCUACUGUCUAUAUGGAGCCCCUUCUCUAUAUUCCCCUGCCUGAAUGUGACAUUAGUUUUGUGAACACCCCGUUCCAACAGUUCAUCAACGUGCACUGAUUCCACUAUGUCACUGAUCCCAUGUGGCCCUAUGUUCUUGCUUUUCUUCAGUACCUCCUACUAGACUGUAAACUUCUUGAAAGCAGGGAUUCUUGUAUGCAUUUUUAAAAUUCUCCAUUGUGCCUAGGUGCUCAAGAAAGUUGGUGAAUUAUUGAAUUAUCAAGCUGUGAUAUGGUCUAUAUCCUCAGGGUGCUAUCCCUAUUACAUGAAGAUAAUGUUACUGACUCAUUGUCAAUAAGACACAUGCCUUUGGGAUGUGUUUGUUUUCUUUUAAUAGUGGAUUUAGUUUUGUGCUAAUGAUGCCAAUGAUAACAAUGACAACAAUAAUAAAAUUACCUUCAACCAGA